Molecule: messenger RNA, 835 nt
Organism: Galleria mellonella (greater wax moth)
Lineage: Eukaryota; Metazoa; Arthropoda; Insecta; Lepidoptera; Pyralidae
Gene: Srp14
Product: signal recognition particle 14 kDa protein
Exons: 3
Coding region: 214-537 (107 amino acids)
Biological process (GO): SRP-dependent cotranslational protein targeting to membrane
Cellular component (GO): signal recognition particle, endoplasmic reticulum targeting
Molecular function (GO): endoplasmic reticulum signal sequence receptor activity; 7S RNA binding
Source: RefSeq, a predicted model, not a curated record
CGGUAAUCUUUGUUUAAACGUCAAAACGUCAUUAGUGGUAUGUCAAUUGUCAAUCAACGUGUCGUAUUCGUAAUUCCGAAUUGAAACUCCUUAAAAUUUUUGUAUGUAACAAUCUUAAAUUUCUCUUUUUUACGAGAAAAAUGCUUAUUAUAAUUAAUUUUAUAAGAGAAAACUAAUCUAUUUGAUUGACUACAAUUAUCAAUUUGAUUGAAAAUGGUUCUUUUGGGUAACGAUGAGUUUUUAGCCGAGCUAACGAAACUAUUCCAGAAGGCUCGUGUUGCAGGUUCAGUUACUAUGACUAUGAAAAGGUAUGAUGGACGUACUAAACCAACGCCGAGAGAUGGGACUCCUGCUGUUAAGAAUCCCAACUACAAGUGUUUGUUAAGAGCACAACAUAAAAGUAAAAAAAUUUCAACAGUUGUAGAACAACGUGAUGUCGAAAAAUUCACCACUGCCUAUUCUAAUUUACUGAAAACAAGCGUAAACGGACUAAAGCGCUUAAAAAAGCCUAAAAAGAAAGCAAUGGCUACUCAGUAACAGUGAAUGUGGCUGAGACAAUGUGUCAAGAGACUGAAAUAUAUUGUGCGCAAGUAGUGAAAAACUUAUGUGUAAUGUAUGUGAGUGUACCACCAUGAUGUCCUAGCGUGAAGGACGAAGUCCAUUGAACUAUGCUCUUCUCUCACAUGUGAGAUGUGAAGAGUUGGAGUCGUGCCUGCCGUUGCUAGUUAUGCACACGCAACACAAGUUUAGUCAUUUGACCAUCUGUCCAAUGCACCUAAUUUUUGUAUACAUUAAUAUUAAGUUACAUUUUCAAAUUAAAUAUGUUUCACUUUAA